AUGAAAUUGAACGUGAUAUUCUUGGGCACAAGCCACCCACACAUCUUCCAUCGAUUCACCUACCUGCAGGCGCGAAGCGACACCAUCAAGCUCCUUGGGUACUACGAUCAUGACGCGCAGGUCGCCGAACAGAUGCAAAAACACGCCUGUUGUCCACGAUACGCCGACCUCGGGGAGCUUAUGAGCCUGCCUUACGACAUCGCCUUGAUCCACGGGCGCGACGCCGAAAACCCUGAUUACAUCCACCGCGCCAUCAAGAGCGGGGCCAAGGGGCUUCUGGUCGAAAAACCCGGCGCCGCGCAGCCGAGUGCGUUUUACCCACUGGUCCCCGAGAUUCGCGCGCGGGGAAUCGUUUUCGAAGUCGGGUGGGAGCUUCACUACCUGGAGACUGUAGAAUUCGCUCGACGGAUUGUCAAGGGUGAGGUUCUAGGACCCAUUACUGAGGCGCGCUUCCACGGGGGAUGUCCUGGGGGCGCAGGCGACGAGCCGUGGCAGUCGGAUAGCGGCAGUAUUGGCGGCUUCUUCUACAGCCUUGGGGGUCAUGUUGUGGAGUCGGUGGUCGACCUAUUCGGACUGCCGCGACAUCUCGUCUCGUCUAUUCGAAAGCUGCCGGUGCGGCCGCCGCACGAGGGGUUCUCUUGGGUCCCCAAUCUCUUCAGCGGGCGACAGUUGAAUCCCGAGAAGACGGUAGGUGAGCUCGCCCACGAGGACAUCGCCUCGGCCAUACUCGAGUAUGACGACUUUAAUGUGCAUCUGGACUUUACCGCUUGGGAGCCGAGUGCGUACCUCAAGGACUGGACCAUUGAUAUUUACGGGGUCGGCGGCUCGCUGCAUCUGAACCUGGAUGGACCUGGGAGCAGCAUUGUGUUGAAGACCGCCGUGGGGACAUGGAAAGCUGGACGGAAUAGUCUUUUUACAGGCGAGUACGCAGAGGGGGAAAUUCUCGCGGCUGCAUUCAAGAAACAAAUGGACUCUUUCUUCCAUCGGGUUCAAGCUGGACUUGUGGACGGCGACUGUUGUAAUGACACGAUGGCUGCGAAGCUCCUGAAGCUUUACGACGCUCUAUACGAGUCCGCACAAACUCGAAGCUGGGUAUCUAUGUCCAUGUAG
Aspergillus calidoustus is the source of this 1110-nucleotide messenger RNA. NCBI's taxonomy places the organism in Eukaryota, Fungi, Ascomycota, Eurotiomycetes, Eurotiales, Aspergillaceae. The record is from the annotation of a GenBank genome assembly.